Saccostrea cuccullata (small rock oyster) is the source of this 2192-nucleotide messenger RNA. RefSeq lists its product as uncharacterized. NCBI's taxonomy places the organism in Eukaryota, Metazoa, Mollusca, Bivalvia, Ostreida, Ostreidae. The transcript has a single exon. Bases 6 to 2027 code for a protein of 673 amino acids. The record is from RefSeq and is a predicted model, not a curated record.
UUGGAAUGAAUCAAAUACCUCGGCUAUCAGAGGCUGUGUAUGUAGGACUGUGUCGUGAAGUAGGGAGUCCUACAGAAGUGAGGAUCAGGAGAGAAGUGAUGGACAUUGAUGAGGUUGUGAAUAAACCUAUUUAUAUCCUGCGGGGACUAGACAGAAUGUUGAGUGGAAGUAAACGUGAGGGAUUCAGAUUAAGGACUUCAGAUAUGGAUUGGAUGUUAUGGCCUCCAGACCACAAGGUUAUCUGUGAUCUCUCUCAGAUCAGUCUCUACCGUGUUCCACAACACACCGUGAUUCUGAUAGAGUGUGAUGAUCUACCACCGGGAUUUACCAGACUUAAUCUGAUUACUCCUUCAAAUGACGAAAUAGUCAGAUCAUCCUGUGUGUUUAUGAAUGGCAAAGUUUAUAUUUCUAGUGCAUUAUUCCGUGAUACCCAUGGACAAAGUCUCAAUUCCUGGUCUGGCCUCUCUUCUGUUCAUCAUGGACCGUGUUCUACAAAUAUACUUGGCCACGUUGAAGCUGACUAUGCUUUUUGUUUCCAAUCACAUCACUGGCCAACAUUAGCUCAACCAUGGAUACAUAGAUGUCGUCAAGAGGGUUGGCCAUCCGAAUUUGUUCUAUCGAAAAUAUUAAGCAGAGGAGUACACGUUGUUCCUAUCGGCAGCUCACCUGAAAAUGGGGAAGAAUGGAGAAUGUCAUUCUCACAAGCUGAACAAAUACGUGUUUACUCAAUGAAUCACUGUCAGUUUUUGUGUUACGGUCUUCUCAAAAUUUUUCUUAAAGAAGUAAUUAAUAUGCUUAAUAAUGCAACUACUCUAUGUUCAUAUUUCAUAAAAACAAUUGUAUUUUGGGUAAUUCAGAAUGAUGGUUCCCUAAUCUGGACACCUAAUAACUUGGUAUUUUAUUUCUGGAAAUGUUUUCAAUUAUUAUUACACUGGGUACACAUUGGGGAAUGUCCAAACUUUUUCAUUCCUCAAAACAACAUGUUUAGAGUGAAAGUAGUCGGUUCUGCACAAUCAUCACUAUUCAGUCAGUUGUAUGAUUUGUAUUGUAAGGGUAUAUCAUGUCUUUUAUUGAGUCAAACCCUUAGACCUUAUCUCAGUAAGGUUAUUUUAUACAGAACUAUUAGAGUUUGUACAGACGAGGACAGCUUCAUAUCUAGCACGGAGUUAGAAAUCAGUUUCUUUAAAGAACUAGAGACAGGUGUUCCUAUCCAUAGCAUUGAGGAAUUCCAAGUUUAUUUAAUAAACAUUAAGAACAUAAUUUUUGGAACCUUACUACCACAUCAGAAAGUUACCGUACAGUAUUUAACAACAGAUGUCUUACGUAGCGGCGCCUUCUUAAUUCAAAAUAAAAUUCUUCCAAAUAAAUAUCGCAAUAAGUUUUAUUACAAAGCAUAUAAAAUAUUAACGUUGCUUUUGGUAUCUUCCACGUUUGGUUGUGUGUCAGACAUUCUUUAUCAUGCUAUGUACUUUUACAGAGCACGUAGGUAUGAACUUUCACUCAGUAUUUUACAAAAAGCACGGGGGAGAAUGUCACUACAACAUGUUAUGUAUAGCACUAUAAAUGUAAAUAAGUACAGACAGUGCAUGGCUGGGUUGCCCCUGGAUAAAAUAAUAAGAAUAGCUGUAGUUAAAGAAAUAAAGUUACAAAAUCAGAACACUUACAUCGAUGAGGUAGUGUUAGAGCAGGUGAUCAGUAGGAAGAAUGGCAUGCCUGUAUUAUUGAUACCACCACUAGUGAUGUUAAACAUGUUGUUUAUACUGAAUCACCACAGACUGGGUGACACAGUCAGGUCACAACAAUCUCUAAAGGAUCUACAGACUCUGAUGCUCUAUGAUGACUGUGUAAAUGUACCAAAUGAUUUUAGAGAUAUUUCAUGGCAAAUACUUGGUAUCUGUCAACAAAUCUGUGGGGACUAUUUUGGAGCGUUGUAUUGCUAUCAAUCUUCGCUACGAGAAAGACCAUCACACAAGAUUCAGGACGCAACACUGUUAAGAUUGAGCACACUUCCCCGAACAGAGUUUUAACUAUUUUAAUUUAUUAUAUCAAAGUUAAAUGUGUAUUUAAGCUACUUUUCUUAAGGAUUCUUUUUUUUUUUAUUACAGACUUGAUGUAUAUUUGUGUUAUAUAUUUCUUCCAUUUUGAUAUUUCCAGAUUUUGACUUUAAAGACUGUCAGAUUAACUCGGAAAGU